AUGUCUGAUUCUGAUUUGUGUAUUGAGUGUGAUAAGGUUGUGAAGCCACUGCAACAUGCCAUCACCUGCGAUGUAUGUGACCGUUGGCAGCAUAGAGUCUGCGAUACAGUACCAGUACGCGAUGUUCUCAGUGUGACGUCAGAUGCAACCUACAUCGUAGGCCCCAGCCUCAACGACAGUCGCGAGCAGCUAUUCGAUGUAACCAGAGAUGGACCUGUUGACACAACUGUAAUCCAUGAAAGGUCGAUCGGAGAGCCGAUGCUGUCGUGCAACGUCGUUGACGAGGCCGAAGUAGAGUACGAGGUCGUCGAAGAGGGUUCCAACCGGAAGCGACAGAAGCUGGUGUCAUCGGAUGGGUUUUCGUACUGUGUCAAGGUGAGACAGAAAGCACUGCGAGACGUUCACGCUCCCGCUGGGAGCAUCGUCGAAGGAAACAUGGUAGGCGUUUUCAAGGACGGUGAAUUCAACAUACCGCGUCCCUCCAACUUGCUGAGACGGGUCAACCGAUCGCGCCAGAAAGUCCGCCCGAAAGAUCCCACGUCUCUGGACUUUGAGGUCGACACUGACUACCUGCAGGAGUCUUUUUUCAUCGGUGAUGUGAGGGUCGGCGACGAACGUCAUCUGAUGUUCUCCACCCCUAGUCAACUACAGUUUCUGGGACAGGCGCGACGAUGGUACCUUGACGGCACCUUCAGGGUCGUCAACAGACCAUUCACACAACUUUGGUCCGUGCACGCCUUCCUGCAGCAAGGCGAGUCGGUGAAGCAAGUUCCACUGCUAUACGUGCUAAUGUCGAAGCGCAGGAAGCAGGAUUAUGUAGCUGUGUUGCAGAAACUGAUCGAGAUAAUGGAAGAGGCACCGAAAGUCGAAGGUUUUGUGAUGGAUUUUGAAGCAGGUCUAUGGCAGGCCCUCCGCUCCGUUUUCCCGGGUACCCAGCUGAAGGGAUGCGCAUUUCAUUGGUGCCAGGCUGUUCUGCGCCACGUCCAGCACCUGGGGCUAAAGGCAACUUUAAAGCGGAGAGAGGGAGCCCACCAGCUCAUCAGGAAGCUGUUGGCGCUUCCAUUUCUUCCAGGACAACACAUAGAGCGCGCCUUCAUCAAGCUUAAAGACCGGGCAGAGGGGAGUUCGAACCAGAUGAAGGAACUCUUCACGUACGUUGAAGAUCAGUGGAUGGAGAGCUCCCUCUGGAGCACCACUGAGUGA
Mya arenaria is the source of this 1203-nucleotide messenger RNA. RefSeq lists its product as uncharacterized. The transcript has 7 exons. Lineage: Eukaryota; Metazoa; Mollusca; Bivalvia; Myida; Myidae. The record is from RefSeq and is a predicted model, not a curated record. The coding region runs from base 1 to 1203 and encodes 400 amino acids.